CUGCUUUGUUUUCCAGGAAGCCAUUGUAUGGUUUGUUUCAAUACAAUUCCAGUAUGAUUGGACUAGAAUCAUUAGCUGAUCCUUCAGAUACCUGGGAAAUUAUAGAGACUAUUGGGAAAGGCACUUACGGUAAAGUCUAUAAGGUUGCCAAUAAGAAAGAUGGGAGCCUGGCAGCAGUAAAGAUUCUGGAUCCUAUCAGUGAUGUAGAUGAAGAAAUUGAAGCAGAAUAUAAUAUUUUGCAGUUUCUUCCCAAUCAUCCUAAUGUUGUUAGAUUUUAUGGGAUGUUUUACAAAGCAGAUCAAUAUGUGGGAGGACAGCUCUGGCUAGUACUAGAGCUGUGCAAUGGAGGUUCUGUGACAGAGCUUGUCAAAGGCCUGCUGAAGUGUGGCCAACAGUUGGAUGAAGCUCUAAUCUCAUACAUCUUAUAUGGUGCUCUCUUGGGCCUUCAGCAUUUACACAAUAACCGGAUCAUUCAUCGUGAUGUGAAAGGGAACAACAUUCUCCUGACAACAGAAGGUGGAGUCAAGCUCGUUGACUUUGGCGUUUCAGCCCAGCUCACCAACACACGGCUGCGUAGAAACACCUCAGUGGGAACACCCUUUUGGAUGGCACCUGAGGUCAUUGCUUGUGAACAACAGUAUGACUACUCAUAUGAUGCUCGAUGUGACGUAUGGUCCUUGGGAAUAACAGCUAUUGAACUGGGGGAUGGAGACCCUCCUUUAUUUGACAUGCAUCCGGUGAAAACCCUUUUUAAAAUCCCAAGAAACCCUCCUCCUACUUUGCUACAUCCUGAAAAAUGGUGCAGAGGAUUCAAUCAUUUCAUUUCACAGUGUCUUAUCAAGGAUUUUGAAAAGCGUCCUUCAGUCACCCAUCUUUUGGAGCAUCCGUUUAUUAAACAAGUACAUGGUAAAGAUAUGUCUCUGCAAAAACAGCUGGCUGCGCUCAUCCAAGAACAGCAGCAGCUAGGCUCUAUAGGCAAAACAAGGCAUGAACGAAUACAUACUAGAAGACCUUACCAUGUGGAUGGAGCUGACAAGUCCUCUCUAGAUGAUGAUCUGGUAAACCUAGAAGUUCUAGAUGAGGAUACAAUUAUCCAUCAGCUGCAGAAACGCUAUGCUGACUUACAAAUUUAUACUUAUGUUGGAGACAUUUUAAUAGCCUUAAACCCCUUCCAGAAUCUCAGCAUUUAUUCUCCCCAGUUCUCCAAGCUUUACCACGGUGUGAAGCGUUCAUCAAAUCCGCCCCACAUAUUUGCCUCUGCGGAUGCUGCUUACCAAAGUAUGGUUACAUUCAGCAAAGAUCAGUGCAUUAUCAUCAGUGGGGAAAGUGGUGCUGGAAAGACAGAAAGUGCCCAUCUGAUCGUCCAACAUUUGACCUUCUUGGGAAAGGCCAAUAACCGUGCUUUGCGUGAGAAAAUUCUUCAGGUGAAUCCUCUGGUUGAAGCAUUUGGGAAUGCCUGCACUGCCAUCAAUGACAACUCAAGUCGCUUUGGAAAAUAUCUGGAAAUGAUGUUUACGCCCACGGGAGCUGUAAUGGGGGCAAAGAUUUCUGAAUAUCUACUUGAAAAAUCAAGGGUCAUAAAACAGGCUGUGGGAGAGAAAAAUUUCCAUAUAUUUUAUUAUAUUUAUGCUGGCCUUUAUCAUCAGAAGAAACUUUCUGAAUAUAGACUUCCUGAUAAAAAGCCUCCUAGGUAUAUUGAUAAUGAAACUGGAAGAGUAAUGCAUGACAUUGUUACUAAAGAUUCCUAUGGAAGACAAUUUGAAGCAAUUCAGCAUUGCUUUAGAAUUAUAGGAUUCACUGAUGAGGAAGUGUACUCAGUGUACAGAAUUCUGACUGGAAUCUUAAAUACUGGAAAUAUUGAGUUUGCUGCCAUUUCUUCACAACACCAAACAGAUAAAAGUGAGGUUCCCAACCCAGAAGCCUUAGAUAAUGCUGCCGCGCUACUAAGUAUUGGGUCAGAAGAACUUCAAGAGGCCCUAACCUCCCACUGUGUUGUAACACGAGGAGAGACUAUUAUCCGAACAAACACCGUGGACAAAGCAGCUGACGUGCGAGAUGCCAUGUCUAAAGCACUUUAUGGCCGGCUCUUCAGCUGGAUCGUAAAUCGUAUUAAUACGCUGCUUCAGCCAGAUAAAAAUAUAUGCAAUGCUGAAAAUGGGAUGAAUGUUGGGAUACUAGACAUAUUCGGAUUUGAGAACUUUGCAAGAAAUUCCUUUGAACAGCUGUGCAUAAAUAUUGCUAAUGAACAGAUCCAGUUUUAUUUCAAUCAACAUAUCUUUGCACUUGAGCAGAUGGAAUAUCAGAGUGAGGGAAUUGAUGCUACUACAGUGGAGUAUGAGGACAACCGUCCACUUCUAGAUAUGUUCCUCCAGAAACCCAUGGGUCUCCUGUCUCUACUAGAUGAAGAAAGUCGAUUUCCUCAGGCAACAGACCUAACUUUAGUUGAUAAAUUUGAAGAUAACUUACGAUGCAAAUAUUUUUGGAGACCAAAAGGAGUAGAACUGUCAUUUGGUAUUCAGCACUAUGCUGGAAAGGUAUUAUAUGAUGCCUGUGCAUUCCUUGAGAAGAACAGAGACACUCUUCCUGCGGAUGUAGUGGUGGUGUUGCGAACUUCGGAGAACAAACUUCUUCAGCAGCUGUUCUCUAGCCCAUUAACAAAAACAGGUACUUUGCCGAUGACACAGACUGUACAUUAUCUGGUUUAUACAAGUGCCACCUGGUCAGAGCAGAUGGUAAACUGCCACAAAGUUGACACGAUGGAGGUUAUGCGACACCCUGAGGAAACAACUAACAUGAAGCGGCAAACUAUGGCUUCCUAUUUUAGGUAUUCCCUCAUGGAUCUCUUAUCCAAAAUGGUUGUUGGACAGCCUCACUUUAUCCGCUGCAUUAAACCUAACGAUGAUCGAGAAGCACUGACAUUUUCUCAUGAGAGAGUCCUACUGCAGUUACGGUACACUGGAAUUCUGGAAACUGUCAAAAUACGUCAAAAAGGGUAUUCUCAUCGCAUCCUCUUUGAAGAGUUUGUGAAAAGGUAUUAUUACCUUGCAUUCAAGGCACACGAGACUCCCCUUGGUAGCAGAGAAAACUGUCUUGCCAUUUUGGAGAAAUCUAAACUAGACAACUGGAUUCUUGGCAAAACCAAGGUUUUUCUAAAGUAUUACCAUAUAGAGCAGUUAAAUUUGUUCCUGCGAGAAGUUAUAGGGAGGGUGGUGGUCAUGCAAGCCUAUAUCAAGGGAUGGCUUGGAGCAAGGAGGUACAAGAAAGUCAGAGAGAAAAGAGAAAAUAGUGCUGUUACCAUACAGUCAGCCUGGAGAGGAUAUGAAGCUCGCAGGAAGUACAAGGAAAUAAGGAACAGAAGAACUGAUGCCGCUAUACAUAUUCAAGCAGCUUUCAGGGGAUAUAUUGUUCGUAAAAACUACACAAGAUUGAAAAACAGCACUGGCUGUGUAGCAGAUCCUCAGCUUAUGAGCAGCUGCUCUACUUCUGAUUUUGGCUGUGAAGAGCACUGGCAGCAAACCAGUAACCAGCCUUCUCCUGUGGUGCCCGAUUUUCUUGACAAACAAACAAAAAAGGAGAAUUUGGAUGAGAUUUCUGCUUUGCCACUUAUUCAAAAACAUUCGUUCGAAGUGAAUGAUCCACAAUCAAUUAGCCAGUCCCAGUCAGUUGCAGACCAUCAGUUGUCAAGUCCCUUGAGAUCCCAUAAAAGAGGAGGUUCAGAAAACUGUCUCGAACAGAAGCUGAGAACACCUCGUCGACGAUGUCAGCAGCCCAAAAUGCUGAAUAGCCCUGAGGACAACAUGUACUAUAACCAGUUAAAUGGAACUCUAGAAUAUCAAGGGAGCAAGAGGAAGCCAAGAAAACUUGGCCAAAUUAAAGUGCUGGAUGGAGAGGAUGAGUAUUAUAAAUCACUGUCAGCUGUUGAAUCUAUCCCUGAAGAUGACAGCUUUCUCAGUUCCCCAUCUCCUCCUUCUUCAAGAGGUGUGUCUUUUGCUCAAAGCUGAACCUCACUUACUCUAUUGACUAAUACUGGUUAAGAGUAUUUUCAUGCUGGUAAUCUCUUCCAAUUAACUUUGCGCUUGUGUGUUUAUAUAAUAUAUUAAAAAAUACAAUUUCAGCUAGUAACUUUCUUUUACUAAUUUAGACCUGGUUUUGCAGCCGUAAAUUGUCCCACUUAGCUGUAUUUCUAUAAACAAUUCCAGUAAAGGGGUGCAGCACUACCUGGAUGUGCUGAUGUUGGUAACGGACACAUUUCUUUAGCAGCAAGGUUAGUUUAUAAAAUUUCUGACCCCUUCUUCCUGCUCCCCCCCAGCUGCUGUUCCCACCCUGUGCCAUCCCUUCUGUUGAGCUGGCACAACUGCUGGUAGAGCUGUGUGAAAAAUAAGAUCAAGGAACUGAACUGGAUUAAAAGAACUCUGUACUAAAAAUUUUCAUUUGGAGUCAUAGUGAAAAAGUUUUGUAUUUCAUUAGACUGGUAUUAAACAUUAUGCUUUUUAAAUUUCUGUGCU
Messenger RNA from Phaethon lepturus (White-tailed tropicbird), 4505 nucleotides. RefSeq names its product myosin IIIB (gene MYO3B). Gene Ontology annotation, molecular function: ATP binding; cytoskeletal motor activity; protein binding. The record is from RefSeq and is a predicted model, not a curated record. NCBI's taxonomy places the organism in Eukaryota, Metazoa, Chordata, Aves, Phaethontiformes, Phaethontidae. The transcript has 34 exons. The coding region runs from base 54 to 4001 and encodes 1315 amino acids. Gene Ontology annotation, cellular component: myosin complex. Gene Ontology annotation, biological process: protein phosphorylation.